CUCCGGCGGCCCCUUUUGUUGCCGGAGCGCCCAAGUUGGCGGCGGCGGCGGCGGGGAUGCGGCGGGAGCCGGGCCCCGGCUGAGCGGAGCCGGGCGGCGGAGGGGAGCGGCGCCAUGUCCCUCGGCGCGCCCACCAGCAGCGACGCCUGCCUGAGCAUCGUGCACAGCCUGAUGUGCCACCGGCAGGGCGGGGAGAACGAGACCUUCGCCAAGCGGGCCAUCGAGAGCCUCGUCAAGAAGCUCAAGGAGAAGAAGGACGAGCUCGACUCGCUCAUCGCCGCCAUCACCACCAACGGCGCCCACCCCAGCAAGUGCGUCACCAUCCAGCGCACCUUGGACGGGCGGCUCCAGCUGCCACUCAAACCCUAUUCUCCUCCGCCAUUGGCCGACGAGCCGUGGGGGCGGGCGCUUCCGGCGGCGGGCGCUUCCUCUUCCCGCCGGGCCCUCCCGUCCCUCUCCCGGUGA
This is a messenger RNA of Oxyura jamaicensis (ruddy duck), 465 nucleotides long. RefSeq names its product mothers against decapentaplegic homolog 4-like. Gene Ontology annotation, biological process: transforming growth factor beta receptor signaling pathway; BMP signaling pathway; cell differentiation. NCBI's taxonomy places the organism in Eukaryota, Metazoa, Chordata, Aves, Anseriformes, Anatidae. The coding region runs from base 115 to 465 and encodes 116 amino acids. The record is from RefSeq and is a predicted model, not a curated record. Gene Ontology annotation, cellular component: heteromeric SMAD protein complex. The transcript has 3 exons. Gene Ontology annotation, molecular function: DNA-binding transcription factor activity, RNA polymerase II-specific; I-SMAD binding; RNA polymerase II cis-regulatory region sequence-specific DNA binding.